Molecule: messenger RNA, 2132 nt
Organism: Pecten maximus
Lineage: Eukaryota; Metazoa; Mollusca; Bivalvia; Pectinida; Pectinidae
Product: protein yellow-like
Exons: 1
Coding region: 100-1464 (454 amino acids)
Source: RefSeq, a predicted model, not a curated record
GCGCAAUGUGUCCUGUGUGAUAGGAUUGUUGGGAAUGGGAGAUUAUAUAUAAAGUCAAGUGUCCUGGAGUUCAAUACACAUUUGUACCGUCGUCCCAGGAUGGAACAGUUUACACGCCUAAUAUUAGUAGUGCUCCCUGUGCUACUAAAGGGAACCCUCGCCAUGACAAGAGACAUACCUCAGUCAAGAUGUGACAACAAACGAAUAAUGCAUUCAUUUACAACAAUAGACUACGUUUGGCCAAACGACACUGCACGUAGCAAGGCACUGGAAAACGAGGACUACAUUCCGCAUAAUAAUAUUAUUAGUGGAAUAAAAACGUACAAAAACAAUGUGUACGUCACUGUUCCAAGAUGGCGGCGGGGUAUCCCUUCAACCUUGAAUAGGGUUGUCGUGAGGAACGGGACCUCUGUAUUACAACCAUUUCCGAGCUGGGAGAUGCAGAAGAUUGGAGACUGUCAAGCCCUUCAAUAUGUACACAGUAUGGAGAUAGACCCGAACACUGGCUGGAUGUGGAUCAUUGAUACAGGUAGGAUCAACUUCUUCGCCGCUGAUGGAACACCCACACAAAACCUUUGUCCAGCUAAAAUUGUGAUAUACGACAUAAACAAAAUGACGGAGAUAACUCGUCACGUAUUCCCCAACCGUGUAGCAAAUCGUAAUAUCACAUUCCUCAAUGACAUAGUCGUUAUGUACAGGGGAUCUAGUCCAAGAUACGCUUUUAUUUCGGAUGCUCUCGCAUUCCGGUUGGUUGUGUAUGACAGGAUUCGUAACAGGUCACAUUUCUUCUCCCACCCCUCCAUGCUACCCGAGCCAGGCAAUGGAAACAUCACCAUAUUGGGAGAAACACUGCCUGUUUCGGCAGGUAUAAAUGGACUGGCAUUGUCAGCGAGCAUGAGGUAUGUUUAUUUUGGACCAGUAUCUGGAUACAGUCUCUAUCAGGUUCCUACAUAUGUUGCACGUAAUCCACGUGGAAACUUUGGAAGAUUUGUCCGAAAGGUCGGCAACAAACCUUCUCAAGCAGCGGGAAUGGUAUACAGCAGGAGCAACCAUUUAUAUUUCCCCGCUCUUGGUUCAAAUUCCAUAUACAGAUGGGACAUCGAUCGAGAUAGAAAAAAUCAAAGGAAGUCGAUCCGAAGGGUGAUGAUGAAAUCUGUUUCUAAGAUAUUAUCUAGCGAUACCUGUAUGAGCUUCGUCGACAUUUUGACAUUCGAUACAGAGGGAUAUCUCUGGUUUACUGUUAACAAGCUCCAUAAGUACCUCCUGCAAUCUAUGGACUUUACCGGAAGUAGUGGACCUAAUGUCUUGAUCUGGAAAGUCUACGUAGGAGAGGUCGGCUACCUAGAUCGGCGAAGGAACAUUAAGCUACCUGACAUUAAUAUUCACGCAUUCCCCGACGCUCUUAGCCGAUUUUACAAAUACAUUUUUAGAUAUAUCUUUACAGGAAAAUUCCACGACAAUUGAUUUCAUUAACCAUUAUUCUAUCUGCCUUUUUUCAUGAUAUUUUUUGGUAAAUAUCUUUAGAGGAAAAUUCCAUGAAAACUGAUUUUAUUAACUAUUAUUCUUUAAUCUAUCUACCCUUUUUUAUAGUUACCAAUUGUACAAGGUCAUAAAAUAUAUCAUGCAACAAUAGUUUGAAUAUACAUUUUCUUUGUAUUUCAAUAUCAUGUAUAUGUGAUUUUUGUUUUGUUUAUCUCAUUUGUAAUUUGUCGUCAAGUUGUUUAUUCAAGCUUCCUGAAAUCCACUUUAGUUAGUCCAAAUGUCCUUUUUAUUUUCAUUUCAAGCGUAUUCAAUAAACAUACAAUAAACAAGACGAUAACGGAAAUAGGAACUAGUGUCACAGACACUUAUGUCAACCUAUCACAAUGACGUCAUUUCUACUGAAUUAACGUGCCAUUUAAUGUACAACCAUGUCACUAACAUCACAGGGUCUACCCUGAUUCGGUCAUUAAUGUACACGUGAAUUAUAUGUGCUUUGAGAAUGUUACGCUAUAUAACUUGAUGUACAUGUAUGUGUUCAUUUUUUCAUGAAUUGUAUCCCACUCUUUCUCUGUCAAUAAGAAAUCCAAGUCAUUUAAUCACUCAUAGAUCUGUUGUCUUCAAUUUAUUUUAAAAUAAAACUUUCUUCAUCA